AUGGAGCACCUUCCAGGCCCGUUCUUGGGGGAGGGAUCUGAAGGACCAAGGAAAGCUUUUCAUACCCUCCAGACUGGCAAGCUCUGGGAAUUCCUGGAAAGGAACCCCCAGGAAGAACUGAAACAGGAACUGGGUAAGAGUUCGCUCCCGGAGCCCCUAAACUCCGAGUUCCCUUCCUCACUUAGGAGAGUUCCACAGCGGCCAAAGAAGUCAACCCUCUGGGAUGAUGCGAAGACCUUUCUGGCUUCCCUCAGGCAAGUGUCCGAGGCCUGGCGGUUGCCCCAGGACGAGUGGGUGAGCCAACUCCAACCAGUGCUCAGGGCAGAAGUCGAGCAGGCCUUUAGUAGCCUAGACACCAAAGACAGAGAGGAUUAUGGGAAAGUAAAAGCAGUCGUCUUGCAAGGCGAUGCCAUGGAGGAGUAUCACAAGGGGUCGAGAGGAGCUUCCAGCUGGCUCCAGGAUCUUUGUCACCAGUGGAUGACGGGUGAGAGACCUAUGAAGGAGCAGAUCCUGGAGCAGAUGAUCCUGGGGCAGUUCCUGGACAGCCUUCCACUGGAGAUCCAGAGCUGGGUCAGGGAGCGUGGGCCUCAGACCCUAUCCCAGGCGGUGGUCCUAGCGGAGGAGUUCCUGCUGCGGCAGAGAGAAGCCCAGGAAAAGCAGAAAGAGUGUCCUGUUUCCUUCGAUGAAGUGGCUGUGUUUUUCACUGAGGCUGAGUGGGCCCUGCUGAAUCCGAGCCAAAGGGCUCUCUACAGAGAAGUCAUGCUGGAGAAUUAUGGGAACGUGGCCUCUAUGGAAAGGUCUCAGAUCCACAAGCCAGACCUUGUCUCCUGGCUGGAAGAAGAGGAAGAGUGCUUUAUCCCGUGCGCCAAGGAAGGGGAGACAUCAACAGCAUUUGUAUGCAAGAGUGAGAAUAAACUAGGGGAACUGUCUGCAGAACGAGUCAAGCCCUUGGAGUCAGAAGAAAAUGUUCAAAACCAAGAUGGAUCAAAGCAGCGGAAACGAAAGGAGAAAAAAGGGAAGCAGAAAUGGCGGAAGAAAUCUGUUGCCCUCUGGGGUAGGAAUUUCCAUAAAGUGCUGGCCCAUCAAAAAAUACAGAAAGGACAGAAAACGAACAAGUGCCUCAUCUGUGAGAAAACGUUUAGCUACGAAUCAAACCUUAAGACACAUGAAAAAAUCCACACAGGGGAGAAACCGUAUCAGUGUUCGGGCUGUACCAAAAGCUUUUGCUAUCAAAGGAACUUGGUUCAGCAUUUAAGAACCCACACAGGGGAGAGACCAUAUAAAUGUUCAGGCUGUAGCAAAAGCUUUCGUUAUCAAAGGAACCUUUCUCAGCAUUUUAGAAUCCACACUGGGGAGAAACCGUAUAAAUGCUUUGAGUGUGGGAAGAGCUUCAAUCAGAGCUCAAGCCUUACUUCCCAUCAAAGAAUCCAUACAGGGGAGAAACCAUAUAAAUGCCUGGAAUGUGGGAAGAGCUUCAGUCGAAGCACAGGCCUCUCUUCCCAUAGAAGGAUCCACACGGAAGAGAAACCAUUUAAAUGCUUUGAAUGCGGAAAGAGCUUUACUGCCAGCACAAACCUGGCAACGCAUCAAACUAUUCAUACUGGAGAGAAGCCGUUUAAAUGUUUGGAGUGUGGGAAAAGCUUCAGACAGAAUACGUGCCUCACUUUACACCGGAGAAUUCACACUGGAGAGAAACCUUAUGAGUGUUUAGAGUGUGGCAAGAGUUUCAGUCGCAGCACAAAUCUUAUCGCGCACCGGAGAACCCACAGAAAAGAGAGACCAUUUAAAUGUUCUAAUUGUAGCAAGAGUUUUAAAGAUCAAGCAAGCCUUCUUAAACAUAACAUGCUACACACAGGAGAGAAGCCAUACAAAUGCUCGGAGUGCGACAAGAGCUUUGGUUCAAAAUCAUACCUUGCUACACAUCAAAGAAUUCACACUGGGGAGAAACCCUAUAUAUGCUCAGAGUGUGGAAAGAGCUUCCGGCAGAAAAUAAGCCUCAUAUCGCACCAACAGAUGCACACUGGAGAGAAACCUUAUAACUGUUUUGUAUGUGGGAAGAGCUUUAGUCAGAGCACACACCUUAAUUCACACAAAAGAAUCCACUCAAGUGAUAAACCAUAUAAUUGCCUAGACUGUAGCAUGACCUACAGUGAAAAGUCAGGGCUUGAUGCACAUCAGAGAAUCCAUGAAGCAAGAAAGCCAUUUGAAUGCUUGGAAUGUGGAAUGAGGUUUUGCAAGAGCACAGACCUGAGUUCACACCAGAGCAUUCACAUAAGGGUGAAGCUAUUAAAAUGAAGCUUUUCCCAUUCAAAGCAAUCAUAGCCCACAUCCUAUAGCACAGGUUUACAGCACAGAAGUCGUAUCAAUACUCUGAUUAUCUGUAAUAAAUCAGGCCUGAUGUACAACCCU
Eublepharis macularius is the source of this 2409-nucleotide messenger RNA. Its product is annotated as zinc finger protein 436-like. The record is from RefSeq and is a predicted model, not a curated record. NCBI's taxonomy places the organism in Eukaryota, Metazoa, Chordata, Lepidosauria, Squamata, Eublepharidae. Gene Ontology annotation, biological process: regulation of DNA-templated transcription. The coding region runs from base 1 to 2295 and encodes 764 amino acids. The transcript is spliced from 4 exons.